AACAUGGCAGCCCCCUGUCGCUGAAGGUUGCUGUAGAUUUCCCAGGUUGAUUUGAUACAUGACAUAGAAAGCAUGUUGAGCUUAUCUAUAAGAGAGGUACGUUUAAUCAACUCGUUACUAGUAACAUGAGCUAGUUUGUAUUUGGCGUACUUUAUUGGCAGUAACGACUAGUCUGCUUGUUGCAAUGUAAUGUAGCUAGCUAACGUUAGCUAGUUACUUAGCUAGCUACCUAACGAAAGCUAGCUACUUAGCUAGCUACCUAUCAACUGAUGCAAAGCCUUAAACUCAGGGUGUUAGCUAGCUAGCUACAGUAUCACAUCUAAAACAUCAGUUUAUUAGUCCACAUCCCCACAGAGACAUGGUUAAAGUUGAAUGGCAAAGAUUUCCAACCAUUUCAGCAGUGCCCUGUAUGUUGAUUCUGUCAUGUUGAUUCAGCAACCAUAAUGUUCACAAAAUGGAAAUGGUGAUUAUUAUAGAAUCAUACACAUUUUACAUUAUUUGACAGGUGUCCUUGGCUCUGAGGGAGGGUAGGAUCUCCCCCACGGAACUGUGUCGAAAAUGCCUGAACCGCAUCAAGAAAACUCACCAUCUCAAUGCUUACAUCACUGUGACAGAGGAGCUUGCAUUGAAACAGGCACAGGAGGCUGAGAGUAGGCUCCUCAAAGGUGUGUGUUUCCUGUCUAUCUGUUUGUUUCUGUGAGUUGUAUGUGCAUGUGUUGUACAGUGCAGAUUAUGAUCAGGUCUUGCCUUAUUAUCUUUCUUUCCUACAGGUGCACCCAAAGGUCCAUUGGAUGGGAUCCCCUUUGCUGUGAAGGACAACUUCUGCACAGAGAACAUCAAGACCACUUGUGCCUCCAAAAUGCUAAAAGGUAUGUCUGCUAACAUCUAAAAAAGGGAUUCAUUGCUCCUCAUUUGAGUUGGGUUCAAAAAAAAAAAAAUAAAAAAAAAAAAUUGAUCAUGCAAAUCGCCUGCUGUCUGUUUUGUAGACUACACUCCUCCAUACACUGCUACAGUGGUUCAGAAGCUCCUUGAUCAGGGUGCUGUUCUCAUGGGGAAAACUAACCUGGAUGAGUUUGCAAUGGGGUAAGCAUCUUAAACACAUUUUAAGAACUAAACAUACACUAAGAACUAUAUUUAUUUGCAGAAUUACUAAAGUAUUAUCAUCUUCUGGCCUUCAUUACAUCCCUCCCUCCAUCCUUCUCCAGUGCAGGCAGUACUGACAGUGCUUUUGGACCUGUCCGGAACCCCUGGAGCUACGCCGCCCCUUACAGAGAGAAGACUGGGGCUGACAUGGACUCUGACUGGGUCAUCACUGGAGGCAGCUCUGGAGGAAGUGCUGCAGCCGUGGCCUCUCUCACCAGCUUCCUGUGAGUCUGCAGACUCAGGGCUACGUUCAAGGGCUUUGGACUGUUGCAAACUGAAAUGACAAUUUAAACACAAAAAUUCUGUAUUGUUUCCUUGUUCUGGCACUUGCAGCGCUUUAGGGUCGGAUACAGGUGGCUCCACCCGUAACCCAGGGGCAUUGUGUGGUGUUGUGGCCCUGAAGCCCACCUACGGCCUAGUGUCCAGACAUGGCCUCAUCCCCCUGGUCAACUCCAUGGACGUCCCAGGCAUCUUAACCAGGAGUGUCCAUGACGCAGCUACAGUCCUGGGUAUUCUCCAAGGCCAUGAUGUCAAAGACUCUACUACCAUAACCCAUAACCCCUCCACACUGACACACCUACCUGAUGACUUUGAUAUCAAGAACAUCUGUGUGGGCAUUCCCAAGGUGAGCUUUCCCAAUACGCCCAGUAGGAUCAGGCUUCUCAGUUCAUCCCAGUGGUUUAACAUGGAGAUUGUUGUUCUGGCUGUGUUGUGUGUCCGUUCCCCCACUGUCAGGAGUACCACGCCCCAGGUCUGUCCCAAGAAACCCUGGCCCAGUGGAGCCGUGUGGCAGACAUGUUUGAGCGGGCGGGGGCACGGGUGGAGCAGGUGUCCCUCCCCCACACCCAGCACUCCAUCGUCUGCUACCAUGUCCUAUGUCACACCGAGGUGGCAUCCAACAUGGCACGCUUUGACGGCCUGGAAUAUGGUAAAACCAGGUUUCAAUAUUUAAUGCUGCGCACUGAAAAUGCCUGAAAAUUGCCACUUAUAGAUUAAGUUGUAUUGAAUUGAAUGGUUCUAUCUAUCUGACUGUUUGUCUGGCUAUGCCAUUGUUUGAUGAUCUAUGAUGUGAAUUUAUAUAGCUCAGUAAAUGAAAGACAAAGGUAAUUUGAUUUGAAAGCCCAACAAAGUGAAGUUUUCCUUAACAUUAUAUUUAUUGUAAACGCCCUAUAGCCAGCAAAGCCCAUGAUGGCCAUCUCUGUUUAUUUUCAUUAUCGCUGUAUGUGUAGGGAGGCAGGUAGCCUAGCGGUUAGAGCGUUUGGCCAGUAACCAAAGGCUCGCUGGAUCGAAUACCCGAGCCGACAAGGUGAGACAUCUCUUGAUGUGCCCUUGAGCAAGCCACUUGACCCUAAUUUGCUACAGGAAUGUCAUACAGCUAUGGCUGACCCUGUAAAACAACACAUUUCACUGCACCUAUCCGGCAUAUGUGACAAUAAAACAUAUACAAAAAACAACAACAUAAUAUUUAUUUACAUUUACAAGGGAUUUGUCAUUGUAAAGCAACAUUGAUAUGAUAUUAUUUGUGAAUUGUUCUCCACAGGCCACCGUAGUGGGGUCGACAGUUCAACAGAGGCAAUGUACGGCACCACUCGCCACGAGGGAUUCAAUGAUGUUGUACGAGGAAGAAUCCUCUCAGGGAACUACUUCCUGCUCAGACAGUAAGAUACAUCAGACACAUUUUCAGUAAAAUAAAUCACAUUUUAAUUUCAAUAGCUUAUUUAUAGCUAAUAUAAAAAAAAUACUUCACAUUUCUACGACUGUAAGAUCGGUGAUCAUGUUGGGGAUGGAAGCAUAAAUUAGAGUAUUUGGACAAAAGUUAAGACGGACUCUCACGGGUUGCCUCCCUCAGGAACUACGAGCACUACUUUGUGAAGGCCCAACAGGUGCGGCGGCUAAUAGCGGAGGACUUCAAGCGAGUGUUCAGCUCUGGUGUUGACGUGCUGCUCACGCCCACCACACUGAGUGACGCCAUGCGCUACACAGACUUCAUGCAGGAAGACAACCGCACACGCAGUGCCCAGGAGGACAUUUUCACACAGCCCGUCAACAUGGCAGGUACUGAGGACACACACACUCCCCCCACACUUCAAGGGAAAUAAUGUUAAUCUUUUAACUCUCCCUUUUCAAAGGAAUUGGGUUUGAAUUCAUAGUUCGUUCAACCCAUUGAUUAUAAAUCAGAUAAAGGUCUAUCUCAAACAGUUAAUCUCCAAAAGGAAAACCGAUCACUUUGAGGGCAGUUAAAGCUUCACCCAUAUUUUAUCCUCGCAGCCACUGAUCUUCAAACAACCUUACCCUCCCAACCUCUCGACUUUCUCACAUUUACCCCUUCAACUCUCUCUAUUUCUGCCCCAGGGCUCCCUGCUGUUUCCAUGCCAACAGCGUUAUCGAAAAGAGGCCUUCCCAUUGGCCUGCAGCUGAUAGGCCCCAUCUUCCAGGACAGGAAGCUGCUGACGGUAGCCCAGUGGAUAGAGCAGAAGGUGGGUUUUCCCCACAUUCGUUACCAUGGAGAUGCCGGAGAGGGGGAGAUGGGUGAGGAGGUCCAUGAGAGAGAGCAGACCUCCGUUGUAUGAGGAGAAUCAUGGACACUAAACUAAUGAUACAGACCUACUCAUGGAUGAUGGUCAAGGAAAGGACAUACUCAGAAAUAGCCCGUUUCUGGUUACCCUUCCAGGGUACUACCACCCAAUGAACCCACUUAAAGUGAUGCUCCAGAACUUUUCUAUAAUUUCUGUGUACUACGUCAUCCAUUUCAUAUGAUAUGUUAUGUUGCAAUUUGUAUGAUAUGUUACGAAU
This is a messenger RNA of Coregonus sp. 'balchen', 3936 nucleotides long. Lineage: Eukaryota; Metazoa; Chordata; Actinopteri; Salmoniformes; Salmonidae. The record is from the annotation of a GenBank genome assembly.